Lutzomyia longipalpis is the source of this 4890-nucleotide messenger RNA. Its product is annotated as fatty acyl-CoA reductase wat-like. Lineage: Eukaryota; Metazoa; Arthropoda; Insecta; Diptera; Psychodidae. Gene Ontology annotation, cellular component: peroxisome. The transcript is spliced from 4 exons. Gene Ontology annotation, molecular function: alcohol-forming very long-chain fatty acyl-CoA reductase (NADP+) activity. Gene Ontology annotation, biological process: long-chain fatty-acyl-CoA metabolic process. The record is from RefSeq and is a predicted model, not a curated record. The coding region runs from base 1044 to 1577 and encodes 177 amino acids.
UUCAGUUUAAAAUCAUCCAGCGGAUCGGAUACACUUAACCACGCAGCUCGCGCUCCUCACACAUCAAUUUUUUUUAUUUUGUAAAUUACAAACCCUUCUCCUUUUCGAAAAAUCUCUCAAUAAUAUCAAAGUUUUUUCCAUUGUACUGUAUUACAUUUCUCUCUCUCAAAAGAAAGAAAUCAGUUGAUACGCUGUAGUGAUUGAGAUUGGCAAAAAAAAACGCGAAGAGAAAGAAGGGAGAGUUAACAAGAAAAAAAAAAAAGAAGUGCCAGAAAGAAGGAUAAUCCCCAUUCGUGUGCCCUAUUGGAGAUUUUAUUUUAUCCUGUUUUUUUAAAAUUUAAGAGAAAGGAACGCAAAAAAAUCGGAAUUUUUUAGUGCUAAAAAGUGAUUAAUUGGAGAAUUUAUAUUGAAAAUAUAUUUUUUGCAUAUUUUUUUCGAUUGCGGACAGUCCAACGAGAAAAACACUCACACCAUUUAUCGUCACCAUCGUUCACAAAGAAAGUGUUGCAUAAGUGAAAUUAUGAUCGAUCCGUACAAUUGCAAUAGUGUUGCGACUUCGAAUUAAGACAAGUUUGCUCAUUAACUUCUUCCAUUUGAACAUUUACCUACAUUGCAAAUCCUAUAUAGUAAGGAGGACAAGAAAAAAGACAAAGUUCUGUUUAACGAUCACAUCAGAAGGAGGAAUUGCCCCAGAGUGAUUGAAAAUUUAUCUAAAAGAGAAAAGAGAAAAAAAAAGGAAAGAAUAUUUGUACAAAGUGAGAUGUUGCCCAUGUGAGGGGAAUUUUGUAUCUAAAAGUUAGACAAUUAAGGAGCUGUGGUGCAGCAAAAGGCAAACAAGACGAGAUUUAGAAAGGAAAGAAAGAUUUCUUAACGCCUGAGGAUUAAUUGAGGUGGUGGCGUGUUUGGUUUUUAGUGUGUUUGCUGAAGAGAUCGCCAAGAGAUCACAAUUUCUUUUUAAUUCACAAAAGAGCCCCCGAACCGUUGAGUUUUGGAACAACUUCUUCAGCUCCCCAUUCAGCACACGGCAAGAUUAGACCAUCACAAUGGACAUUGUGGCGCGGAAGAAUGAGGAGAACCUUAAAAUAACACGAGAAUUGGAACUGAGAGAAAAUUCAGAGGACACAAAUGAUAGGUCAGUCAUACAGAAAUUCUACCAUGGAAAGAAUCUCUUCAUCACAGGGGCUACAGGUUUUAUGGGAAAAAUUCUAAUUGAUAAAUUACUAAGAGCAUGCACAGGAAUUGAAAACAUCUACAUUCUUGUACGACCCAAGAAAGGAAAAGAUAUUCACACCCGCAUUGAAGAAAUAUUUGAUGAUCCGGUUUUCAACAAAUUAAGAGAUGAAGUGCCUAAAUUUCGACACAAAAUUGUUGCAAUACCAGGCGAUUGUGCAAUAGCCGGUCUCGGUCUGAAGUUGACAGAUCGGCAGACGCUAAUCUCCAACGUGAACAUUGUCUUCCAUGCAGCCGCCACGGUGCGCUUCGACGAGAAACUCAAACUUGCGGUCGGUAUCAAUGUUCACGGCACGAGAGAUAUGCUCAACCUAUGUCAGCACAUGAAGCAAUUGAAGGUAAGAUAGGAUUUAACUUAACAUGCGGCCCUCCCAUUUGUAUAUAGCACCUACAUAAUCAUACCUACAUAUGUACAUAUAUCCAUCUAAUGGUACUUCCUCCAUGUUUCUUUCGGCGCUCCACGAAGAGGAGCGUCCGCUCUUCACGGCCUUGACACAUUUAACACGGACCAUUGGUAUGAACGAGCGCGCAAGGUGGGAACAAAAGCGACAUAUGUAUAUUCAUAAUAUCUCGAUCAGCCGCAAUAUUUGGGCAGACUUUCGUCGGUGUGUUGAGAAAGUCUCUCCCAAACAUUAUCAACCCAAACAUACGGGCGAUAUACACAACUCAGGUGAAUCGCACCAUUAAAGAUGGUGUGGUAAAAAUUUAAACAGACAUCUGCGUACCUCACUGCGGACACAUAGCACCGAAAAUAUUUUGUUUUUAUUUUCACCUUUUACAUCAUUCUCUUUCGUGAAAUAGGAGUUACACAAUAUUUCGUAUAUGUAUGCGACAAUCGUCCAUCGUGAGAGAUAUACCUCACAGGGCUGUAGUUGGGCUACAUUGUACCACACGAGAGAUGAUUGCUUGUGCUUACCCAUGUAUAUGCAUUUAAUUGAAUUAAUUUUGUUAGUUUUAUUAAAUUGCUAUAAAUGCUUAAUCGCUUGAUUAUUUUAUAGGAAAUUUUUAUCUCCUAACCAGAUUUUUUUCUCAAUGGAAAAUAGAUUUUUUAAUUUUUUUUUCUAACUCAUCUGAUUUGAGCUUUUUAAUACAUAUUGGGGUUAAAAGCUCAGCUUCUGAGAAAUAUUUUAAAGCUUCUUUUAGUCAAAAAUUUGUGUGCUAUAUGUCUUGUUGAAUAAUGUUGUAUUUUAAGGCAUUGGACAGAAGAAAAUAAUUACUAAAGCUUCAGCAGAAGCUCUGGAAAAAUUCAGAAACUAACUUUAUUUCAGAUUUUCCUCUUGUCCUUGGUUAUAAGAAAAGCAUAAAUAGAAUGUUUAAUUCAUGAAUUUUUUAAAGAAAAAUAAAAGAAUUUUUACCAAUCAAGUUUAGAGUUAACAACAAGUAGAAAAAAAGAAGUGCAAAAGCUUGGGAAAAAUUAGACAAACAUCGAGAUAUUUUCUAUUAAUUUUUUUUGGAAAAUUAAUAAUUUUCAUUAACCAAAAAAUUAAAGUAAAAACCGUCAGAAUUUCGAUUAAUGUUGUAUGAAAAUUCUGCAAAACAAUCAUUUGAUGUUGAAUGUUGGGAAAUUUCUUCUAGAUGUGUUUGGAAGACAUUAUAAAUGUAUUCUAACCAUUUAAUCUUAAAGCUUUUCAAUUCUUUUCCGAAAAAACAUAAAGAAGCUUAUAUUAGAGGAUAAAAAAGAUUUUAGAGUCAUUUUAUAGAAAAUUCCAGGGAAAAUUCGUUUUAAGAAAGAAAACCUACUCAACUUGGAACUAAGAACUAACUCCCCUUUUAUUUUAAGAAAAAUCUCAAGCAAAUUCAAAGUAAUUCCUUAAAUAAAGAAAAUCAUUUCUGCUUUAUUUUCAAUUAGAGGAAAACUUUUCUGCCAUAUCCUUACUUUCAAGCGAUCUGUUAAAAGAAACAAAACAACUAAACUCACUAAACUAUUUCACUUAAGAUUUAAUUAAAUUAACGAAUUAUUUUUAGCAAAAUAAAUGCUCAUUGACAUGAAUUUUGCAGUGUCGUCAUUCUAGAAAUUCCAAAGUAAAAAAAAAUAAAAGAAAAAGCAUAACCAUUUAUCAAAUUGAGGUGAUCACUUCACGUGGUGAUCUUUUGCAAAUAAAAGAAUUUUUACCAAUCAAGUUUAGAGUUAACAACAAGUAGAAAAAAAGAAGUGCAAAAGCUUGGGAAAAAUUAGACAAACAUCGAGAUAUUUUCUAUUAAUUUUUUUUGGAAAAUUAAUAAUUUUCAUUAACCAAAAAAUUAAAGUAAAAACCGUCAGAAUUUCGAUUAAUGUUGUAUGAAAAUUCUGCAAAACAAUCAUUUGAUGUUGAAUGUUGGGAAAUUUCUUCUAGAUGUGUUUGGAAGACAUUAUAAAUGUAUUCUAACCAUUUAAUCUUAAAGCUUUUCAAUUCUUUUCCGAAAAAACAUAAAGAAGCUUAUAUUAGAGGAUAAAAAAGAUUUUAGAGUCAUUUUAUAGAAAAUUCCAGGGAAAAUUCGUUUUAAGAAAGAAAACCUACUCAACUUGGAACUAAGAACUAACUCCCCUUUUAUUUUAAGAAAAAUCUCAAGCAAAUUCAAAGUAAUUCCUUAAAUAAAGAAAAUCAUUUCUGCUUUAUUUUCAAUUAGAGGAAAACUUUUCUGCCAUAUCCUUACUUUCAAGCGAUCUGUUAAAAGAAACAAAACAACUAAACUCACUAAACUAUUUCACUUAAGAUUUAAUUAAAUUAACGAAUUAUUUUUAGCAAAAUAAAUGCUCAUUGACAUGAAUUUUGCAGUGUCGUCAUUCUAGAAAUUCCAAAGUAAAAAAAAAUAAAAGAAAAAGCAUAACCAUUUAUCAAAUUGAGGUGAUCACUUCACGUGGUGAUCUUUUGCACGAUCACGGUCAAAUAGCUCGCGAAAGGAAAUCAAAAGUGCUGGGAAAUCCCGAGAAAUGCCUAAAUAUCGAAUGCAAUUAAAGAACAAGGCUAAAGAAGAUCGCGUAGCCCACGAAUUUUUUUGCUUUUUAGUCAUUUCUCUUUACGUGCAAAAAUCGACCUCUUCGGAGACCUUUUUUAUUGUGUGCCAAAUAUGCAUAUAUAUAUAUACGAAUCAAAUUGAGUCAUUGCCACCAUUCCUCUCGCUUGGAGGCACACACAAAAAAAAACCGAUGACGCCUCCCCGUCGUAACACACAUUUUAAGUAUUCAACUGCAUUUCUGUUGCCACCAAUGCGUGAACCAAAAUAUUAUGGAUUUUUGAUACACAUAAAUAUUUUAUCACAAGAUAUGGAUGGGGGUCCUGACUACACACAGUGGUGGUCAUGAAUGUGGCGGUAUUGGUGAGGUUGGAGUGAAGAAAAAAAUGAUAAUAUAUUUUAUGUAAUAAUACUAACAUAUGGCAACGUAACACAAAUUGCUGCUGCUUCUUAUGUCACAUACAGUAUCCAUCGAGCUUGAGCCUCCUCAAUGGUCAAUGAGUUUGCAAAGGGAAACGCGCUUUAAUCACACCACGUUGUCUUUUUUUUUCUUCUUGUGCCACUUUUGCACACACCAAGUCUACAUAUAGCCCAUAUAUUGGCUCCUACCUCAAUGCUCUCAUGCUCUCUAACCCUAAUCUUUCACUCACAAAACCUUGUGCUUUUAUCCCGAAUUUUUAGCUCAAGGAUUUGCCAAUUUGGCAGAAGAAAUUGGUGCCCAAAUUG